Linum trigynum is the source of this 1254-nucleotide messenger RNA. Lineage: Eukaryota; Viridiplantae; Streptophyta; Magnoliopsida; Malpighiales; Linaceae. The record is from the annotation of a GenBank genome assembly.
AAAAGGGAAAUCGAGGCGCCGAAAAAGAGGGGGAGGCACCCCGCCGACGCCAGGAUCCAACCGGAGAGAGAGAGAGCGAUGAAGAUGACAAGGGGCAUCGAGCAUAGUCAGGCGCACCAUGGAAACGAGACAUCUGACUAGGCAUUUGCCAUUGGAUUUUGAUGAGCACAACAGGUGGGCACAGAGGCACGUAGGAAGAAGUUGUGGCGUGAGGUAGCCCCUAGCCCGGAGUAUACGGUCUGAGCGAGCCAAUUCGAUCAUUCCGGCAUUUCGGAGGUACAAUGGGACGAUCGACUGGGAGGAUCAUCUGAACAAUUACUUCACAAAGAUGCAGUUGUAUAGCAGCUCCGACACCACCAUGUGUCGAGCGUUCCUAUCCACGGUCACAAGAGUGGUUCUAGACUGGUACCACCAAAUCGAGGAGGGAAGGAUAGAGUGCUUUGAGGAAUUCGCCGCCAUGUUCUUGUCAAAAUUCGCAAGUAGAAAGUGCAUGACCCUUACCAUCAUAGCCCUAUUCAAGGUGCACCAGAGGCAGAACGAAGGGCUCAGAGACUUCUACGAGUGGUGGAUGUCGGUGGCGAUGGCGGUCAAGGAUGUCAAGUCACCGGUCUUGUGGUGUUGCUUGGAGGAGUGUACGACGAGCGAAGAGUUAUGUAAGGAAAUCUCAAAAUGGGAAGCAACGGCCAUAGAAGACUUCGAGAGGAGAGUGCAGAAGGUCAUUAUGCUUUAAGUAACUCUCAUGGCUCGAAGAAUGGACAAGCGAAAGGGAAGGGUCAAAGAAAGGAUACAUGGCGCCACGCAUGCAAAUUAUCCCAGUUAAUGCGUCCUACGCGCGACAAGGAGAGAUGACACGCCCCAUGGCAAAAUUUUUGAAUUCCACAUGGAGAGGGGGCAUCAUACGACAUAUUGCUACCAACUCAAGUAUGAGAUUUAAGGGUUGGUUGAACGAGGAAUGCUGAGUGAUUUCGUGAAUAAGGGGGAUGAUAAAGCACAUCGGACGUUCAUGGCACAAUAUAAAAGGACAGAGGCACCCGACGAAGAAUUUUGGAUGCCAGGCGCUUACCGUGAGGUAAAAGGAGUGUUGUCCACCCUCCUCCCCCCUUCGAUGUGGAUCCAGAGACCAACGCGUGGAGCGUGAGGAUGAUAAUAGAAGCGAUCACGGGAUCGAUAAACUGAAGGAAAAAGCUAGAGGAUGGGAGGCGACAAAAAUAAGCUACGCAAGUGCGCAACACGCAAUACAUAUCCAUUUUAACG